This is a messenger RNA of Monodelphis domestica (gray short-tailed opossum), 3080 nucleotides long. It is a transcript of the gene ADAP1, whose product is annotated as ArfGAP with dual PH domains 1. Gene Ontology annotation, molecular function: phosphatidylinositol bisphosphate binding; phosphatidylinositol-3,4,5-trisphosphate binding; GTPase activator activity. Gene Ontology annotation, biological process: positive regulation of GTPase activity. The record is from RefSeq and is a predicted model, not a curated record. NCBI's taxonomy places the organism in Eukaryota, Metazoa, Chordata, Mammalia, Didelphimorphia, Didelphidae. Gene Ontology annotation, cellular component: intracellular membrane-bounded organelle; cytoplasm; plasma membrane.
CCUGGGCGCCCCAGGUCACUGCAGCUGCCGAGGGCAGAGUGCUGGCCUGCGCGGACCCGAAGGGGCAGGUGGGGUCCAGGCCCCCGCCCGGGCGGCGGGGCAGAAGGCGCCGCUGGGGGCCGCCCGUGCGCCAGCUUGGCCGGCCCAGGGCUGAGCCGUGAGCUCCCGGCUCCGCACUCCGAGACACCGACACCGGCGGCGGCUGCGGCGGCGGCGGCAGCAGCAGCAGCAGUCUCCUCCGCUGUGAAUAGGAAUGCGGAACCAGCGCCCGAGCCGAGGCCGCCGGAGCCCGGGCGCCGGGGCUGCGACGAUGGAAGGCGCGCCGUUCCGGCGGACGAUGGCAUAGUGCCUGGGUCCCCGCCCUGGCUACCUCGCGCUGCAGCCUGGAGCCUCCCCGCGCAUCGGCCCCCGCCCCCGCGCCCCCCAUGCCGCACCAGCGGCAGGCAAUUAGGUAGCCCUUCGUCCCACCCCCACCUCUCCGUCCCCCCUCCCCCCACCCCCACCCCAAGAAGAUUAUUUAGAGAAGCGGUGGCGGGGGCAGCAGCGGCGGCGGCAGCAGCAGCAGCAGAAGAGACAGCGGGAGACGCCGGAGCGAGCGCCCGGCUCCAGCACCACCCAUGGCGAAGGAGAAGAAGAGGGCUCUACUCGAGCUCCUGCACCGAGACGGCAACCAGCUGUGCGCGGACUGCGGGGCACCGGAUCCAGACUGGGCCUCGUACACCCUUGGAGUAUUCAUUUGCCUGAGCUGUUCAGGAAUACAUCGCAACAUCCCCCAUGUCAGCAAAGUGAAGUCGGUCCGUUUGGAUGCUUGGGAUGAAGCACAAGUGGAGUUUAUGGCUUGCAAUGGAAAUAAUGCAGGAAGGGCCAAGUAUGAAUUGAAAAUGCCAUCAUUUUACUACAAGCCAACGUUUUCCGACUGUCAACUCCUCCGAGAACAGUGGAUCCGAGCCAAGUAUGAAAGGAAGGAAUUCAUUUACACGGAGAAGCAGGAGCCCUAUUCUGCAGGAUACCGAGAAGGAUUUCUCUGGAAACGAGGUCGGGACAAUGGGCAGUUCCUAAGUCGGAAGUUUGUGUUGACUGAACGAGAAGGGGCUCUGAAAUAUUUCAACAAAAAUGAUGCAAAGGAGCCCAAAGCAAUGAUGAAGAUCGAACAUUUAAACGCCACCUUCCAGCCGGCCAAAAUUGGGAACCCGCACGGCCUGCAGAUCACCUACCUGAAGGACAACAGCACCAGGAAUAUUUUUGUGUAUCAUGAAGAUGGCAAGGAAAUUGUGGACUGGUUCAAUGCCAUCCGGGCAGCCCGAUUCCAUUACUUACAAGUGGCGUUCCCCGGGGCCAGCGAUGUUGAUCUUGUGCCAAAACUGUCUAGAAACUACCUGAAGGAAGGCUACAUGGAGAAAACAGGACCAAAGCAAACCGAAGGCUUCAAGAAACGCUGGUUCACCAUGGAUGAUAGGCGGCUCAUGUAUUUCAAAGACCCUCUGGAUGCUUUUGCCAGAGGGGAAGUUUUCAUUGGCAGUAAGGAAAACAGCUACACGGUUCUCGAGGGUCUUCCCCCUUCCACCCAGGGCCACCACUGGCAACACGGCAUCACUAUCGUCACCCCCGACCGAAAGUUCCUUUUUGCCUGUGAGACAGAAGGUGACCAACGGGAAUGGAUGGCAGCUUUUCAGAAAGUGAUUAAUAGGCCAAUGCUGCCUCAGGAGUAUGCAGUGGAAGCCCAUUUCAAACAUAAACCUUAAAGAAAGAUUGACUUUGAGGGAUCCAAGGACACUCAAUUCUGUUUACAGAACAACCCGGUUUUAUUUGACAUGUAAAAAAACAGAGGAAAAAAAAGGACAAGCAUCCAGCUGAUCCUGUUGGGAGCCAACACGGGGAGUGGGUUGGUGAAGGCAGAUGUCCCAAGACUGAUGAAAGAAAAUGGAGCAACCUCUUCUCCCUGGAAUAUCUCCCCUGUUGUCACAGGGCCUGAUUUUUUGCAAGCAUCUGCUGUUUCCAGUGGCUAUGUUCUCACAACCAUUGUGUAUGCCUCACUCUAUUAGAAAAGGGACACUGACUGACGGCCUCACUGCCUUGCAUCCACUUUGGGGAGGGGGUAGGAAUCUGAACUCAAGGUCUGGGGCUGCCCCUGGGUCUUGAUGCCCAGUUCUGCUUCCAAGUUCUGCCCCUGCCAUUGGACCCAAGUUUUUACUUUAUGGCAGUGGCUCUUAGGAAGUUCAAGGAUGAAGGAUCUAUUUAUUGGAAACCUAAUUAGCUCAGACCUAAUGCUGCUGUCUGGGGAGGGAGGUGAGGGAGUCUGGGGAACUGAACCUUAGGGAUUGGCCAUGAUACUUGGGAAACUCCUCUCUUCCAUUGGCAAAAAGUGCUUCCUAUCUGGGUCUGUGUGAAUGCCCUCCAAGAUCAGAUUUAUUUUAGCACAGUCUCAAGAGUGAAUUCUAGAAAUGAAUCUUGCAUAUGUUCUAGUUGUGGUGAAUGAUGGGGACACUUGUGGGCCAAGAAGUGAAGGAGAUAGGCAUGGAAUUUGUCCUGCCCCAAAAGAAGCUCUAGAGGGUACCUGGGGAGUCCAGGCUAGUUUUCCUAGAGAUAGGUCCCAAGGUUGUGUAAGAACUGAUUGGAGAAGAACUGUGGGGAAGACAGGAGUUUGGUAUAAAGUGGGCAUCUAGGACCACCCCCUCUCUUGUCAAGAAUUAGAAGGCUAAAGGGAAAAAAAAUAACUUUAAGGUAUUUGUGUGCCUUUUCAUCUUGCAUGCAUUUACCUAUGCUGGUUACACCUGGGCAGUUAUUCACAUUGGUCCUCGGGCAUUUUUGCAUCUCCCUGUCAAAAAAGAAAAAAGAACCUGGCAGGAGAGGGGAUGCUGGAAUCCCUAAGCUCCACUUCCUGCUAUAUUUGAUGUGUAUGUGGCCAGGCCAGGCUUUGCACAUCAAAACAGUAAAUCAGCAAGAAAAGGGGCAUUUGGGAGACCAUUGCAGCUUUCUCACUCCCUGUGGCCAGUCUUAGGUCUCUGUGCUUGAGGGUUUUCAGCUCCCUCCAUAAGUGUGAUGUGGGCAUUAAUAAAGAUGGACACUUUCAUGAUGAGAAA